CCGUCUUCCGACAAGACAUCCGAUCACUCCACGCCAGACGAGAUGAAGAUCGCGGCCUUCCUUCUGCUGGGCGCCACCCUGGUGUCCGCCGGGGAGCUCCACGGGCACUACCACGGCCCACCAGCGGCGUCCUACGGCCCACCAGCCGACUCGUAUGGCCCGCCCGCCUACAGCCAGCCGCUCCCAGCCGCGGCGCCGAGCUCCGCCGUGGCCGAGAGCGUGCAGUACAACCAGGGCGGCAGCUACGGCCCGCCCGCACCCGUGUACGGCGCCCCCGCCGCCGAGGCCAACUACCAGACCCACAGCCAGGUGCCCACCCGCACCAUCACCCGCACCGUGACCGUGCCCAUCCCACAGCCCUACCCCGUGCCUGUCGAGAAGCCCGUGCCCUACGAGGUGAAGGUGCCCGUGCAGGUGCCCGUCGACCGGCCUUACGAGGUGGCCGUCCCCAAGCCCUACCACGUGCACAUCGACCGCCCCGUCCCCGUGACCGUCGAGAAGAGGGUGCCGUACCCCGUCAAGGUGCAGGUCAAGGUGCCCGUCCCCGUGCCCGUGCCUUACGACGUGCCCAAGCCCUACCCCGUCAAGGUCUGGGUGCCCAAGCCCUACCCCGUGCCCGUGCCCGUCAAGCAGUACAUCCACAAGAAGUACAUCCACAAGACCUACAAGGUCCAGAACGACCACGACGACUGGUCCUGGUAAACGUUGUCCAGGGAAGGCCCCCUUUCAACAGCUGCAGUGCAGGCCGCACUCAAUCUUCAUCUCUAGUCAGACUUUAGGUUACCAAUGUCUUGUUGAUUUAAUGUUUACUUUUUGCAACCAAUUUUUAAUGAAUAAAUACCUAUUGACUGUU
Molecule: messenger RNA, 853 nt
Organism: Thrips palmi
Lineage: Eukaryota; Metazoa; Arthropoda; Insecta; Thysanoptera; Thripidae
Product: MAGE-like protein 2
Exons: 2
Coding region: 43-702 (219 amino acids)
Source: RefSeq, a predicted model, not a curated record